GUACGAUUCUGAAACCUUUAUACUUUGUUUUGCGUCUCGACGGAUUAGUUAAAUGACGCUUAUCACUUAAUCCGCCUUCUAGAUCGCAGAAACACCUGUUAUCAAUAAUGCGCUGUGCCAAGAAGUCUCUUCACGAAAAUAAACACCACGAUAAAAACUUGUUUACUUGGUUUUUACCCAAAAAUAAAUGGAAUUUCAAAAUUUUCAAUAAUUUCGUGAUGCACUUCCAAGUAGUUUGUUAAUCUCUCAAAGGAAAGAUUAUUUUGAUUGAUGGUCUUUGCCACGAUAUAAAUAAUAGCCUCGCAAGUGAUUUACUCAAUUCGAUGGUUUAAAAGUGGGUAAAAAUGGCACGACUCUUGACUUUUGUGAUUUUUUUAACCGUGCUGGUGGCAAUACACGGCGAUUCAUGUUCCGGAGCAACAAAGGAUUUGAGUGAAGUGAAGGCUGAAGACAUCAGGUAUUCACUUGAAGUCUACUACAAGCUCUUGUUGUACAUCAAAGAGAAUAAUCUUUUGGAUAUAGACGACUGUCCGAAAUGCAAGUGCUUUGGUGCGGACAUGUGCAUUGAUUUGUGCGAUGGUGGCAUAUGGCCUUGAGUGUAUUUUCCAAAUAAAAGGUUAUUUUAAAA
This is a messenger RNA of Tribolium madens (black flour beetle), 628 nucleotides long. RefSeq lists its product as uncharacterized. The transcript is spliced from 3 exons. The coding region runs from base 345 to 596 and encodes 83 amino acids. NCBI's taxonomy places the organism in Eukaryota, Metazoa, Arthropoda, Insecta, Coleoptera, Tenebrionidae. The record is from RefSeq and is a predicted model, not a curated record.